Messenger RNA from Temnothorax curvispinosus, 2983 nucleotides. RefSeq names its product ATP-binding cassette sub-family G member 4. Lineage: Eukaryota; Metazoa; Arthropoda; Insecta; Hymenoptera; Formicidae. The coding region runs from base 1 to 1920 and encodes 639 amino acids. The record is from RefSeq and is a predicted model, not a curated record. Gene Ontology annotation, cellular component: plasma membrane. Gene Ontology annotation, molecular function: ATP binding; ABC-type transporter activity; ATP hydrolysis activity. The transcript is spliced from 12 exons.
AUGGAAGUAUUGAUGCACGAGGCGAGCAACCGGCGGGAAAACGGCACGGAUACGACGGUCUGUAUGGCCGACCCCAGAUCUACGUUCAACGAGAGGCGAGAGGACGCCGGGAUGCCGUCCGACACCGCGCACAACAACAACGAGGAAUCAAUUGACAUCAUCUUCGAGAACAUUACCUACACCGUCAGCCUUGGCUUCAGAAGAGGGGAGAAAGAGAUCUUGCACGGGAUUAACGGAAGGCUCCCUAGCAAACAGUUGAUCGCUUUUAUGGGGCCAUCCGGCGCAGGAAAGUCCACGUUACUCGACGUCCUGUCUGGUUUCCGCACAACCGGAGUGGACGGUGUCAUAUAUGUCAACGGCCGUGUUCGGCAUCUCAACACUUUCCGGAAAUGCAGCGCCUAUAUCACGCAAGAAGAUCGAUUGGAACCCCUGCUCACCGUGAUCGAGAACAUGAGGGUCGCCGCCGAUUUAAAGCUGCCGUCGAACACGCCGCAACACAAGAAGGAGAUGAUCAUCGAAGACAUUCUCACGACACUUGGUUUGUACGAACACAUGCACACGAGAUCAGAUCGAUUGAGUGGCGGCCAAAAGAAACGACUCUCCAUCGCAUUGGAAUUAGUUAAUAAUCCCAUGGUGAUGUUCCUCGACGAACCCACCACAGGUCUGGACAGUUCAUCUUGCACGCAAGUCGUAAACUUGCUAAAAAUUUUGGCGCGACAGGGUAGGACAAUAAUUUGCACUAUUCAUCAGCCAAGUGCGUCCUUGUUUCAAUUGUUCGAUCAGGUAUGUGUGUUGACGAAUGGAAACUGUCUUUACCAAGGAGCAACGAGCAAGCUCGUGCCAUAUCUGGAAAAUAUGAAAAUGCCGUGUCCUAUGUAUCACAAUCCAGCAGAUUACAUAAUCGAGCUUGCCUGCGGAGAGUACGGCGAUGAUAAAAUCGAUUCAUUGAUAAUGGGAUCGCAAAACGGACGAAGUUUGCAGUGGUUCGACAAUCCGGAAGCUCUAAGGGAUGCGAAAAGCUUGAGAGCGGCACAUCCACUAAAGAAAGUAAGGAACGAUAACAGCUUACACGCGACAAAUCUCGUUCACCAAAUCAAGAUCUUGCUAAGGAGAGGAUAUAUCAUGUGUAAACGAGAUACGACUCUGACGCAUUUGCGCAUCAUUGUUAACAUAGUCGUCGGAGUAAUGCUGGGCUGCGUUUUCAUGCGAUCCGGCGCCGAUGGCUCCCGCGUUCUGGACAAUUACAAUCUUCUCUUUUCCAUCCUCAUACACCACAUGAUGACGACGAUGAUGCUCACGAUAGUGACUUUCCCAAUGCAGAUGUCCAUCCUCCUGAAGGAACACUUCAAUAGGUGGUACAGCUUGAAGGCAUUCUACACGGCGAUAACGUUGAUCGACGUGCCGAUUUCGAUAGUGUGCUGCAUAUUUUUUUCGAUAAUCGUCUAUCUCAUGUCGGCGCAACCGUUGGAGGUCAUUCGAUUUUGUAUGUUCUUGGCCAUCAGCAUGUUAAUCAUGUUUAUUGGACAAGGUACCGGUCUCAUGAUAGGCGCUAUAUUUAAUGUCGUGAACGGCACAUUUAUGGGACCAACAUUGGCAGUACCGCUAAUGAUGUUCGCCGGAUUCGGAGUGUCGUUACGCGAUCUACCAAGCUACCUCAAGUGGGGUAGCUAUCUCAGCUAUUUACGAUACGGUUUAGAGGGAUUCGUUGGAGCCAUUUACGGAUUGGACAGACCCACUCUGGACUGCAAGGAAAAGGGCGAGCUGUACUGUCACUAUAAAUACCCUUCGAAAUUUCUCUCAGACAUCGCCAUGAGGGGAGACCAAUUCUGGAACGAUGUGAUCGCGCUCGCUAUAAUAUUACUCAUCACACGAUGCGGCGCAUAUAUACUUUUACGAUGGAAACUCGUGUCAUACCGAUAAUACCGAUACGGUUAAACCUUUGGAAUGCGAUUAUCUUAUACUCUGACUGCUACUGUAUUUAAAUAGCUGAGAAACUUACUUAACUACGUAACUCUCGACCUUUCAAUUUGUAGCAUUGCCUGAAGCCGCACUUGCCGAAUGCGUGUAGCUUUCGAAAUAUUAAAAUAAUUCGAAAUACCGGAAAAUGUUAAAAACGACGGGCUAAACAAUCAUUUCUAUUAGUCGCUCAUUUGUGUCUGAUCGUAUAUUUUUGAUGCUAUCUUGAAACUUUAUCCGAACCGCAUAUCUCUAUUUAUAGCAGAAAAAGAGUGCCACGAAUAUUAAGCGCUCUGUAUAUAUUCUUUCUGUAUAUAUUGAUACAUUGUCCGAUUAUAAUCUCGUAAUAGUCGCAGGAAUGAGUAAGACUGUGCGUAUGCCUACGUGACAAGUGUAUAUAUGUACCUCCGAGUUGAUAUCGAGGGACAUUGAGACGGCAAUAAGUUCACACACGUAGCAAUAUAUUGUUAGUGAAUUACUGCGAUAAUAUUUAAUUUUUAUACUUAAAUGUGAUACGUGCGUGAUCCUAAGGAAUCCUACGUGAUAAUGCGUGAUAAUGUACGCGUCGCGCGUCAAUGGAAUGAAUUGAUACUUCCGUUGAAAGAUACGCCACUUGAACAUGUCAGGUCCAAUUCAAUUGCAUCUGUCAUAGCUUUGAGAGCUUUCGGUUCAUCCAAGGUUUUGAGCAAAUACGUUGAGGAUAAAAAGCGUGGAUUAUGUCAGUCUCUUAAUAAGAGGAUGCAAACAGCAAGCACUGAACGAAAACUCUAAUUCUAAGAUGCAAAUAGACACUAUUCACUGAGAAAUUAUUUUUAUGUAAUAUUUUUUUUAAAUUGUAAAAAAAAUGCCAAACUGCUGAUUGUUGAAAUGACAGAUAUAUUACAAAACAAUUACGUUUACUCAAUUCUUCGAGAAAAUUGACCGAUCGACAAACAAAAUCUUUCAAAUUUAUUACGUGUUCUUUAUGCAUCAUCAUUAUUAUUAUCGUCAUUAUUAAAACACGUUAUACGUUUUUAUAUUAGACUAU